Molecule: messenger RNA, 2047 nt
Organism: Musa acuminata subsp. malaccensis (wild Malaysian banana)
Lineage: Eukaryota; Viridiplantae; Streptophyta; Magnoliopsida; Zingiberales; Musaceae
Source: RefSeq, a predicted model, not a curated record
ACAUCGUCUCUUCAUUGUAUUACUGCUAAAGUAUCACUCUUAUAUUAUUAGACAACUUGUAACACAGCGUUAGGGGAUUCAUAGUUAAUGAACCAUCAAUGCCUCGUCUUCUCUAGUAGAGUGAGUGGUCAACACGGAUGCACCUCAACGAUCUCCGGUGAAUCCAAUAAUGCUCCCAUCCUCUUAAUGUUGGAUCUCUCGAUGUUUAACGUCCGAUAGGUUAGCUGGAAUCUCACACAAAAGUAACGCGUCGGUGCAGAGUUCAGCCAUAGUCUCACGUCGGACAUGUCUAAUCCUAAUUAAUUGAUUCGGGCCAUAUGUCCGGUGGCUGGGGCUCUCAUCGCCUCUUCUUUGUUUUCCGUCGUGCACUUACCACCCCACCAAACCAGAAAUCCAUGGCGGCAGCAGCCUUCGGCGGAUUCCACGUUGCGGCCCAGUGAAGAGUCGAUCACGGAGGUCAAAAGCCGACGCCAUUCCCCUUGCAGUCAUCUUUGUCUGGUAAAGGAGAAGAGACCGAAGGACGUGGCCGUCGAUGGAGGACUUAGUUUACUGGAAUCUGGUCGUGUGACAGUAGGAGGACACUGAGGACUUCUCUUUGCAGAUAACUCGGCCACUCUCUGCAUGUGAUCUGCACUCCGAAAGGGACACAGAUUCUGAUCUCUCGUGUUUUCUUUCUUUUGCAGAAAGCCAUCUCGUCUCCUUCCUUUUAUUAGUAGCUCGCCGGGUAAGACGGAUUCUUCUUCAUCACCCACCCAACCCACAGGUUUCCUCUUCUGUUGUCCCAUGACGAGAUGACGACCGAGGGAUCCUGCUUCAGCAGCUUCCUCUCCCUCUUUGUUCUCCUCCUCCUCCACCUCGGCUGCUUCUUCUUCUCCUGCAGUAGCUCCGACGACCCACCUCCGCCGAUUAAGAGGAGAAAGAUCUCACCUUUCUUCCCUACCCUUCCGGUGCCCUCCGACCCCCGCACGAAGAAGCCCCUCUCCAUCCGAUCAUAUCUCAGCCGCCUCCUCUCCUUCCGCAAACCCAACAGCGAGAACCAAGAGCAACACCGGCGCUCUCCCAUAGAACUGAUCUCCCUAUCACCCGAUGGUAGAGCUGACGGGCAAGCACGACUCUACGUGGCCGAUCACCACUCGCUCUCCUACAAAGACGAAAUCUACCCUUGUCCGGCGUGCGGCGAGGUCCUGAGCAAACCCCAGCUCCUCGACCUCCACCACGCCGCGAAGCACUCCUUUUCCGAGCUCCGCGACGCUGACUCCGGCUACAACAUCGUCCGGAUCAUCUUCCGGUCGGGGUGGAUCGGGGAGUCGUCGCUGGUCGUCCGCCGGAUCCUCAAGAUCCACAACACGACCCGGACCCUCGCGCGGUACGAGGAGUACCGCGACGCGGUUCGGUCGAGAGCGGCGCGGUACGAGGCGAGCAACGGCGGCCGCGGCGACGGGCGCUGCAUCGCGGACGGUAACGAGCGGCUGAGAUUCUACUGCACCACGAUCCUCUGCUCGCGGGAGGCGGAACGGAGAGGGGGCGCGGCGCCGGCGGGCGCGUGCGGGAGCCCCUACUGCUGCGCCUGCGCGAUCGUGCGGCACGGCUUCACGGGGAAGCACGCGGACCUGGACGGGAUCGCGACGUACUCCACCAGCUGGGGCGCGCACGCCUCGCUGCCGGAGGACCUGGAGCGCGAGUUCGCCUUCCUGGGAGCGCGCAGGGCGAUGCUGGUGUGCCGCGUGGUGGCCGGGAGGGUGGCGCACGGACACGGCGAGGCAGCGGAGGAGGAGGAGAAGGGGGCAGGGUUCGACUCGGUGGUGCCCAACGGCGGCGGCGGCGGCGGCGCUGUCGGCGAGGACGAGCUGUUGGUGUACAGCCCGAGGGCGGUACUGCCGUGCUUCGUCGUCAUAUACACCGCGUGAGUGAGGACGUCUCGAUUGUUCGAUGGGCUCGUACGUUCCGUCUCCGCUACUGCUAAUGCUGUCUCCUCUUUCCCUUCGUGUGUGUGAAUAAUGACUGCUUGCUACUGUACGCAUACAAUACAAAAUUAGCAUCAGCAUCA